Molecule: messenger RNA, 745 nt
Organism: Gamsiella multidivaricata
Lineage: Eukaryota; Fungi; Mortierellomycota; Mortierellomycetes; Mortierellales; Mortierellaceae
Product: proteasome maturation factor UMP1-domain-containing protein
Exons: 4
Coding region: 146-580 (144 amino acids)
Biological process (GO): proteasome assembly
Cellular component (GO): cytoplasm; nucleus
Source: RefSeq, a predicted model, not a curated record
GACGCGACCAAGCUCUGACCUUUGCGUAUGCACUGCAGACAGCUCCACCUUUCAUUCCAUCCAUUCCACUCAUCACUUUACCAAGGACCCACUUGAUAAAAAAAAACCAAAAUUCAUUCAUCAGCUUAAAGCCAAUCAGUCAAUUAUGUCUCUCCGCCUCGCACCUUCAAGCAAACCCUCGACCGCAGGAUCGGCCUCGGUCUUUGAUACGUCAAACUCGUAUGGACUCCACGACACGAUGCGCUUUGGCAUGAGACAGAUUGCAAGUGAGGUCACUGCAAAGCAUCCUCUUGAGAAUCGUCUUGCUGAGUGGGAGAACACACAGGACGAGCUCAAGAUGAAUUUGGCCCGUAACAUGUACGGUAUGCACGCACCGAUCAAGAUGGCGAUGGAGCGCUCUUUGGUCAUCAAGGCGCGUGGACCAUCCAUGCUCCCCCGAAGCUCGAACUUGGGACUGGAUAUUUUGGUGGGCAAGGAUGAAACGAUCGAUUUCGAAGACUUCUUGAACGUUCCUGAACUGUCGACGGAUAUGGUGGAUGUGCACACAGUCAUGGAGCACCAGCUUGGAAUCCGCGUAUAAGUUCAGGAUACAGAACAAAUAGAAAUACAAUAAGGAGAGCAGACAAGACGAAUGAUUGAUCGAGCUCGGUUCCUGUCUGUCUAAACCGGAGACCAGAUUUUUUUUUUUUUUUUAUUGGGGACGCAAAGUGGAAAAUAAAGAAAAGGUUUGCCGGCGAUGUCUGAC